Messenger RNA from Astrephomene gubernaculifera, 2087 nucleotides. NCBI's taxonomy places the organism in Eukaryota, Viridiplantae, Chlorophyta, Chlorophyceae, Chlamydomonadales, Astrephomenaceae. The record is from the annotation of a GenBank genome assembly.
CGGAGGGCAUCCGCGCUGCAGUGCUCGUGAAUGAUAUGGCCGCCCUCAAUAUCGACGAGGCGCUCAUCUCCUCCAGAGUCCACCUAGCCGGUGAGCAGCUGGUGGCGCUGUCCAACGGCUGCAUCUGUUGCUCCAUUCGGGAGGACCUGGUGCGGGAGAUCCGCGCACUGGCAGAACAGUUCGAGGACGAAGAGGAGGAAGAAAAUGAAAAUGAAGCAAAAGGAAAAGCCCUGGAAGCAGCCGCAGCAGCAGCACCAGCGGCAGCAGCAGCGAUUACCAGCUUCGCGGCGGCGGGUGGUCUCGUGACCCAUGGGUCGGAGGGGCUGCCGCAGACAUUGGGACAACAGCAUCCGCAGCCGCAAGGUCGGCAGCAGGGAGGGCGGCGAAGGCGGCGGCGGUUCGACUUGUUGGUGGUGGAGUCUACGGGAAUCUCGCUGCCGCUGCCGGUGGCGGCUACAUUCGACUUUGAGGACGAGGCGGGUCGCAGUCUGGGUCAGGUGGCUCGGCUGGACACGCUGGUGACCGUGGUGGACUCCCAGCGCUUCGUGUCCUCGGUGCUGGCGACCGAGUCGCUGGCGGAGCGGGGGCUGGCGGCGGACGAGGCGGACGACCGCACCGUUGCGGACCUGCUGGUGGAGCAGGUGGGGUAAAGAGGAAACAACUAACUGACUGAGGGAUAAGGCGUCAAACACCGUACCAAACCAUAGGGAACCCACAGGUUGGGGCAAAAUAAUCGUUAGCGGUAGGGUGCCAUGAAAGAGAAAAGAAGGGGCGGGAAAAGAGUAAUGGGCUGCUUUAACCAUGUAACAGGGCUCCGCCAUGGGUGGGUGCAUAGAGCACGUGGGAGGAGGUAACGUGGCGUAAUGCGCUGGGGCUGCGUCGAGCUAGCCGCACAGGACGAGCGGCUGGUGCAUGAUAGUACCGGUGGAGUUUGCGGAUGUGAUCGUUAUGAACAAGACGGACCUGGUUUCGGAGCAGCAGGCGGAGCAGCUGGCGGCACUGCUGCGGCAACUCAACUCAACGGCCAAGAUCAUCCGGACGUCCCACGGUGCCGUGGCCCCCUCCCACAUCCUCAACACACGCUCCUUCGACAUGGCCUCGGCGCAGCAGUCCGCAGGGUGGGUGUCGCUUCUUAACGAGUUUGAGUCGGAGCGGCUCGCGGCGCUGCAGGAGGAGGAGGAGAGGGCGGAAGGGGAGGAGGCGGAGUCCUCGGCCCAAACCAGCUCCUCCUCCGAUGAUGCACGCGCAGGCGCCUCGCCCCAAGCGCAAGGUCUGGACUCCCAUCACCACGACUGCUGCUGUCAAGACGCCAGCAACAAACACCAGGAGCAAAGCCUUGCAGGGCCACACCUCCAUCACGACCACCACCCCCAUGACUGCCACCAUGACCACCACCAUCAUCACCACCAAGCUCACAGCGGCGAACACAGCGACGACUGUGACAGCAGCAGCGGAGGCUGCGGCGGCGGCAACGGGACUUCUAACCAUAACCACCAGCACCGGCAUCACCACCACCACCACCCGCACCGUGCAACGGAGGCGGAAAAGUACGGCAUUCGUUCGUUUGUGUACUACGCGCGGCGGCCCUUCCACCCGCAGCGCCUGCUGGAGUGUGCGCUCAGCCGGCAGUGGGAGAGCGUGCUGAGGACAAAGGGUUUCUUCUGGCUGGCCACCCGGCACGAUGUCAUGGGCAUCUGGCAGUCAGCGGGGGGCGCAUGGCAGAGCGAGCCGGGUGCGCCCUGGGCGUGCCUACUGCCCGAGUCGGAGCGACCCACGGGUCAGGACGCCGCCGGCUGGCACCCCCUGUGGGGUGACCGCUGCCAGCAGCUGGUGUGGAUCGGGCUGCAGCCCGCCAUGGACGAGGCGGGUCUGCGGGCCAUGCUGGACGAGUGCCUCUUGACGGAUGAGGAGAUGGCACUGGGGCCGGAGGGCUGGGUGGAGCAGUUGGAGGAUCCGUUGCCGGUGUGGGUGGUAGAGGGGGAGGAGGAAGGGGAGGGAGAAGAGGAGGAAGGGGAGGGAGAGGAGGAGGAGGAAGGAUUGGAUGAGGAGGAAGAGGGGGGUGAGGCGUGAGGAGGACGAAAGGAGAG